Molecule: messenger RNA, 5617 nt
Organism: Dalotia coriaria
Lineage: Eukaryota; Metazoa; Arthropoda; Insecta; Coleoptera; Staphylinidae
Product: homeobox protein prospero-like
Exons: 7
Coding region: 677-3727 (1016 amino acids)
Biological process (GO): regulation of transcription by RNA polymerase II
Cellular component (GO): nucleus
Molecular function (GO): RNA polymerase II cis-regulatory region sequence-specific DNA binding; DNA-binding transcription factor activity, RNA polymerase II-specific
Source: RefSeq, a predicted model, not a curated record
GCGACGACGGUCCUAGGACGCCUUCACGACGCGCCGGCGACCACCCCCCUCGCAGGAGAGUGCUACGCACGAGCGUCGUCGUCAGUCGACUUGGGACUUCAACUCCGCCGGACUUGUUCAUCCUUGCGAGCGCGCGCGAGAGUUGGACUUUGACUUUUCGCCGCGCGCUUCGACUUGGAACUUCGUCUGAACGCAGUGCUGCGAUACAAAAAAUAAAACUAAACCAACAAGAAAACAUUCAGUGAACUUUUGUUUUUCAAAUAUAACCGCUAUAUUUAAUAACCAACCAUUUAACCAGUUAAUAAAUUAAACUUAAAUGUACGAGAACACUUAGUGAAAAUUAACUAUAAUCACAGUUUGAACUGAACACGAGUUUUAAACACAGUUUGCUACAUGGACGAAUAAUACUGGAGUGGAAAAACUAUCUUCUUCAUCACCAACUAUUAUUAUCCUCCUUUAAACAAAAAAUCACUCUGCUGCUCAUGGAUAUUUUUUAUUUUUGUUUAUGCGAGUGUCCGAAGACUACGUAAAUGGACUAUAACUUGCUCCCAACUUCCCUCCCUUCCAAACGGUAUUGACAUGGGCGACUAUUCUUAAGUGGGGGCCACCGCAAAAUUCAUCUGCCUGGGGCUGCGUAGAGGGGGAACCGGUACGACCAAUAACGCUUUAACUUAUAAUGUCAUCGGAGGAGGAGACAGAGUUCGGUUUGUACACAGAUAAACUCCUGAAGAAAAGCAAAAGAACCAGACAGCGCGUGGACGCCGGCGAGCCACGCAAUAGCUACUCGUCGAUACCGAACUUCAGUUCGCGGCCGACCUUCCUCGGCAACGGUAAUAGUUUGUACGGCGCGAUCUUCACGCAACAUCAACAGUUCGGUCUUUUCGGACCGGGUUUCGCGCCGGCGAAAAUGUUAAACGAACUGCUCGGCAGACAAAAGGCGCCGGCUUCGACAACGCCGGUGUCACAAGUGGGCCCAGUGGUGGAUGGCAACAACACAGAGAGCGAGGAUUCGGUGAAGUUCGACGCGGUGAUACGGUGCGGUGGCGGUGGUGUUGGUGGCGGUCUAACGGACGGCGGCGGGAGUCCGCCUUCGGGCGAACAGCUCGCUCACCACAUGCUGCGCGAUAUCCUUCAGGGGCGCAAGCACGAAUUCCUCGCGCUGGAGCACGACCUGCGCAACGGCGCACAGGAUCACAACAUCAUGAAUAACAAUAACAACGAACCGAACAAGGCAGACACCGACCGCAGCCAGGACGCCGCGGAUGCUGCGGCUGUGGUUGCGAUGAAGGAAUGCCUAGUGGAGGCGGGUGUCGUGGGCGAGCGCCAGCAGGCGGAGCUGAUGGAGGAGGCGCUCAACGGCAUGGAGACGGAAUCGUUGCCGUCGCCGAAAGUGGAGCCGUCCAGCCCCGCUAAGCCAGAGGAUGCGAAGAAGGCGCGCGUGGAAAAUAUUGUCUCAGGUAUGCGCUCCAGCCCAGCGCCGCAGCAGGUAAACGGUUGCAAAAAGCGCAAACUCUACCAGCCACAGCAACACGAUAGCAAUGCUGACCGAUACAUCGAUGACGAAGAGGAGCUUAUGAUGGAAGAACCCAUCCGGCAGAAGCGCGUUGAGAAGAACGCUCUUAAGUCGCAGCUGCGCACAAUGCAGGAACAGCUCGCCGAGAUGCAGCAGAAGUACGUGCAGCUGUGUACCCGCAUGGACCAGGGAUCAGAAGAGAGUCAGGAGAUCGAGGAGUUACCUAGCGAUAGUGAGCAGAGCAAAAGAUCGGCGCCCGCGUCGCCAGUGCCGUCAGUAACGACGCCAACCACGACGCAGCCGCCAACGUUGGCGCAGCAGGUGAGCAAAUUGAAGAUUAGUCCUCCGGGUGGCCGGCCGUUUCACAACGGUCUGCUGCAUGAAAACCCACACCUUAGCAAUGCCGCCGCCAUGUAUUUGGGCGUUAGUCACAAACUGAUGCUGGAGCAAGAGGCACGUAUGGUCAAGGAGGCGGCAGCCGCCGCUUCAAUGGCCGAGUCGCAGUCUCAUGCCAGCCAACAAGUUCCUCAUCCGACCAACAACCACCACCACAGCCACCAUCAUCAACAGCCGCAUCAUCCGCAUCACCAUUCGCAGAAACCCGAGAACUUUGCUGAUCGGCUAUCAAUGAUGCGCAACAUGACGACACCCACUGGAACCGACCUCGAGGGCCUCGCUGAUGCUCUCAAAUCCGAGAUUACCGCUUCCUUGUCGAAUCUCAUCGAUUCGAUUGUGACCCGCUUCCUGCAUCAGAGACGGUGCAAGAACGACGCGGCCGCCUCGGCGGAGCAGCUCAACAAGGAUCUGCUCAUGGCGUCUCAGCUGCUCGACCGCAAAUCUCCCCGGACCAAGGUAGCCGAACGGCCCAGCGCACCUCCACCAUCAUCCGCAAAUCCUUCAAUCGGUGUGGGCGGCGGAGGUAACCCCCAUACCGGGAGCAUCAGUGGCAGCAACACACAAAUGGUAAAUGGAAAUGGCCCAUGCCAUCCGAUGAUGCCUGCGCAUCAUCAUCACAUGAAUAACAUGCACUCCAAACAAACGAGCGAUUUGCAUAUAAGGCCUCCGAUGUUUCAGCCGCCCAAGCCGCCGGGCAUUAGCCAAGCAGCGCUGUACGCGAUGAACCAUCCUUUCUGCGUUGCCAAGCAGGAGAACAGCCCCGAGCAGAACGAGGCCCUCAGUCUGGUCGUGGCGCCCAAGAAGAAGCGGCAUAAGGUAACCGAUACGCGCAUUACGCCGCGCACGGUCAGCCGCAUUCUCGGCCAGGACGGCAUGGGUAUGUCUCCGGCGUCGAUGGAGCCGAAUUCGUGCCCGUCUCCGAGGCCGCCACCACCCUACCAUCAACCGCCUCCCAUGCUGCCCGUUUCGCUGCCCACCUCAGUGGCCAUCCCCAAUCCGGGUCUGCACGAAUCUCAGGUUUUCUCACCAUACAGCCCGUUCUUCCACGGACCGAGCCAUGGACACCACAUGGCCAUGCAGUUACAUGGUUAUUUGCAACAGGCGUCGUCCUCGCCGCCACGCAUGCAUAAGAUAGAGCGUGAUUCGCCGCCGCUGCAUCAUCCUCCGACGUUACUUCAUCCGGCUCUCCUCGCCGCCGCCCAGCACGGCGGAUCGCCCGACUACGGCCACAUACGCGGCCCCAACGGUGGUAUGAGCAUGGACGCCGACCGAAACUCCGACUGCAACUCCGGGGACAUCUCGUACGACGGAAUGCAGCCUACAUCGUCGACUCUGACGCCGAUGCAUCUGCGAAAAGCCAAGCUGAUGUUCUUCUGGGUGCGCUACCCCAGCUCGGCGGUGCUCAAGAUGUACUUCCCGGACAUUAAGUUUAACAAAAACAACACUGCCCAGCUGGUCAAGUGGUUCUCCAAUUUUAGGGAGUUCUACUACAUCCAAAUGGAGAAGUACGCCAGGCAAGCAGUGUCGGAGGGCGCGAAGAACGCCGACGACUUACACGUCGGUGGAGACUCUGAAUUGUACCGCGUGCUCAAUCUGCACUACAACAGAAAUAAUCACAUCGAGGUAUGGGGCCCACAGGUGCCGUCAAAUUUCCGCUUUGUUGUGGAGCAAACGUUGCGCGAAUUCUUUAAGGCGAUCCAGGAAGGCAGGGAUACGGAACAAUCGUGGAAGAAGUCGAUAUACAAGAUCAUCUCACGAAUGGACGAUCCAGUGCCCGAGUACUUCAAAUCGCCCAACUUCCUGGAGCAGCUCGAGUGACCGGCGCCGGCCGGCAUGCAUUGCACGGAGGCGCUGCCCAACGGUAACGAUAUCGCCAUUUGGUAACGCGCGUUACCAAUCCACACACACACACACGAACACACAUCAACUGCAACAGGGAAAAAGAAGCCACCAACAACACGAAAAACAUAAGGUAUCGUCAUCGUUGGCUAACAACGCAUCGCGCAACUAAUUAUUAACAUAUUUAGAAAUAACAAACAACAAAAUGAUAACUGAAGAUCACACACAUAACAAAGCGGCGGCGGCUUGUAACCAGAGCUACAUGCCGCCAUGACCGCCAUCGCUUAACAUAAUAUUAUUGAGAAUGAAAAAAUCCAACGAAUCGGUGACGCAUGGUGCGUAAGUUUAUUAAAAAUUUAAAUUAAAAAUGAAAAAGAAGCAAAAAAAUGAAGCUGUCAACGUUUUAUUGUUUAUAUAUAAUAAUAUUAAUAUAAUAUAUAUUAGAAAGAGUGAAAAUGAGUAAAAGAAAGAGAGUACUAAAAUGAUAUUUGGAGAAAGCCGUUCUGAAUCGCGAUGGGCAACGCUGUGCGCGUUUGUUCCGGGCGAUUUCAGCGGUGUUGUUGAAAAUUGUGUUAGGUUGACAGUUUGAUUGCGUACGAAAAUUGCACAAAACUAAGCAGAAGUGAAGCAUAACAAUUGAUGCAAGAAACAAGUAAUAAAUAACAAAAAGACUAUUGUUAAUUACUAAAUAUCUCCGCCUCAGGCUAAAGCGUUCGUCGCGACGAACAGUGAAUUACAAAAUUAAGGUGAAAACAAAACAAAAAAAAAAAACAAGAAAAGCGUGAACUAAACGAAUAAUUAUAAAUAUAAUCAAUCAUGUCGCGCGCACGCACGCGCGAUCGAUUAUAAAAUAGUUAAUCAUUGAAUCAUUUUACCUGAUAUCUUAUUAUAAAUAAUUACUAAAUAACCGGAUAUUUAAAAAUUUAUAUCGGACGAGAAAACGGGAAAAGCUAACCAAGUAUUUAUUAUUCAUAAUUGCAUUAAUUGAUAAUUACGGAGCUAAAACGAGGUGAAGAUGGGAUAAAAUAGAUACAAACAUUUGUUUUUGUACGUAAGCGAGCUAUCAGAUACGGUCAAAGUACAAUCUGCACGAUUACGUUGUGUCUAUUUUCUCUUUAGUUGGAUUCUUUGUUUCAUUUUUAACGGAACUCUCCACAUCAAAUAUUUGUGUUUCCGAUUCGAUACACUUUCGCGAUGGGACAGCAAAGAGCACCGCCAUGUCAAUCAGGACAUGCAUGUACAUACAAGUGUAUAUAUUAUUACUUAGUUAAUAGCCUAAUUUAUAUUGAAGUAUUAUUUGUACCACGAUUAAUUAACCAAAGUUGAUUAUUACACAGCUAGUCCAUUUGCGCUCGAAUGUCUCCAUUUCAUGAAUCGAUAAUGAUUGCGUUUUGGGGACAUUCGAUCUGUAAAGUCACCUUGCGUGGAUAGCACCACGCAUGUCUUACUCUUUUUGAGUGAGACAUGCGUUGUCCUGCUGCGUAUGCGUACUUGCCCACACGAUUCGAAUCAGAUUCGAUCGAUGUUUUUAUAUUAUACGUUGUAUUACGUUGGCAUGCCCUUUAUGUUAAGUUAUUUAUGUUUAUUUUGUACAUUUCCACAUUCUAAUAUUGUAUUUUUAUUGUAGUAAAAGAAAAAAAGGCUAGUUGCUAAUUAGUUUAAUCGGGAUGCCUGCAUAAUAUAUGUUUUUAGUUAAUUUUAAGUUAAUCUUACGUUCACGAGCACUGUUUUAUUUUAUUUUCGGAAAGGAGCGGCCAUUGUAGUCCACCUUUGUACACCGUGUGAGGCAACUAGUCAAUUAUUUAAUUUAAAUGGAAAAAAACAUCAUCACGUACAAUCAUGAAUGAAAAUAUAAUUGAUUUUAUUUUA